UAUCCUGUCGGAGUCGUGGUGAGCUGGUCUGUUGGUGGCGCGUGACGAAUCACUUUGCUUAGCUUUGCUUCCCACUGACGAAGAGUUCCAUGGCCAGCACGUCGCCGUGUUGACAUUUUGACCGCACAGCUUCGGCCGCCACUGAUUUGCUUUAUUCGUCGUUACGCUCCAGGGGUCGUAUCUUUGUUUUUAUCCAGCAGCACAAUGAGUGGAUUCGGAGGAGCACGCACGAUAUCGAGAAACAGUCGACUGUUCAAGGCAGCAGCAGCAACAGUUCGGAGGAAGCAACAACUUCGAGCACACUCCGCCGUGGCUUAUGCGACUGUCUCCCCAGCUCCGACGACCGGACACGAAGACGAACUGCAGCUGAACCAUGAUAACGUAGUAGAUGCAGCUAUAGGUGGCAAGCGGCAGCUAGCGAGGGAAAGGCUACAGGCUAUUGAGAAAGUCCGCCCUAUGCCGUCAAGUCUCAUGGACACCUUUGGCCGGCACCACUCCUAUUUACGAAUAAGCCUGACAGAAAAGUGCAACUUGCGAUGUACCUAUUGUAUGCCCGCGGAAGGUCUGCCUCUUACGCCUAAGAACCAUAUGCUGACAACGCCGGAGAUUUUGCGGCUGGCCCGUAUGUUCGUCGAAGAAGGCGUCACGAAGAUACGUUUGACGGGGGGUGAGCCGACUGUGAGGAGAGACCUCAUGGAUGUAAUCUCCGGUCUGAAUGAGCUGCGUCCAUUGGGACUGAAGGCAAUCGGAAUUACAACGAAUGCCAUCGCCCUGAAACGGAAACUGCCGAUGCUGAAGGCUAACGGAUUGGAUCAGCUCAACAUCAGCUUAGAUACCCUUGACGCGCAUAAGUUCGUCUUGAUGACCAGAAGACCAGGUUUCCAGAAUGUCAUCGACUCGAUAAAGGAGGCCGUCGCCCUCGGCUUCGAACCAGUGAAACUCAACGCGGUGGUCAUAAAAAACGUGAACGAUGACGAAGUUGUAAAGUUCAUCGCGAUGACAAAAGACCUCCCGAUCUACGUACGCUUCAUCGAGUAUAUGCCCUUCGGCGGCAACCGAUGGAACGAAGAAAAGUUCGUAUCCUACAAAUCGAUGCUAGAGAUGAUCAAAGCCGAGUACCCCACCGUAGACAAACUGGACGACGCGCCAAACGACACCUCCAAAGCAUACGCCGUACCUGGCUUUGCAGGCAAAUUUGGGUUCAUCACAUCCAUGAGCGAGCACUUCUGCGGGACUUGCAACAGGCUGCGAUUGCUGGCCGAUGGGAACUUGAAGGUGUGCCUGUUUGGAAACUCGGAAGUCAACUUGCGGGACGCUUUGAGGAGUGGGGUUGAUGACUCGCUGUUGCUGGAGACGGUCAGCGCGGCUGUGAAGAGGAAAAAGGCGCGGCAUGCGGGGAUGUUUGAGUUGAAGAAUAUGCCGAAUCGGCCGAUGACGAUGAUUGGUGGCUAGAUUCGGAUGUGGUUGGGGUCCCGAGUGAAGGAUCCUGGAAGCCGCCGCUAGUCGAACUAUACUAGGUUCCGCAUAUCGGCACACAACUGCGCUUUCCACCAUCACCGGUGCUCAAUCGCCGUGGCGAAAGUAGCUCGCCGAACCGAGAUGAGAUGGCGAGUCGCGUACUGGAUGGAGGGAUGGGAGCAGCAAAUGGAAUCUU
This is a messenger RNA of Fimicolochytrium jonesii, 1654 nucleotides long. RefSeq names its product molybdenum cofactor biosynthesis protein 1. NCBI's taxonomy places the organism in Eukaryota, Fungi, Chytridiomycota, Chytridiomycetes, Spizellomycetales, Powellomycetaceae. The coding region runs from base 205 to 1452 and encodes 415 amino acids. Gene Ontology annotation, molecular function: 4 iron, 4 sulfur cluster binding; metal ion binding; GTP 3',8'-cyclase activity. The transcript has 5 exons. Gene Ontology annotation, biological process: Mo-molybdopterin cofactor biosynthetic process. The record is from RefSeq and is a predicted model, not a curated record.